GAAACUCAAACUAUGGGGGCAUUUGGAAUGCAUCUCCUGUGUCAUUGUUGUUGUUGUUUUUGUGAAAGAUAUUUGAUGUUAUUAUUUAUGUUAGUCUAUGUCUGAAUAGAUAAUGAAAAUGAUCAUGUGAUGGAUGUGGCUGUUACAGAUAUGUGUUUUGUGGCAUAAUAGAGUCCAUGGUGAUGUUGAACUUUCCCUUAGCUGUCAAGGAGAGUGACUUUGUGGACUACAGUGAGACAUUUUGUGACAGCGGAGAAGCCAGCGUAGACAUGGGGACACAAUUGGCGGCAGAUGCAGUGGAUUUAAACUUUAAUUCUUGGACUGAACACGUCUCCACACUCGAGUCGUCCUUUGAAGAAAGAGGAAGUGAGACUGAAGAAAGAGGAAGUGAAAGGGUUACUUAACAACUCAAAAGACAACCAGAAACACGAUCAAUCACCAUCUCUCAGAUGUUUGCCAAAGCCACAAAAGCCUUCGUGAAGGACACAGAUCAUGAGGGACGCCUGAUCCCUGUGUCCAGUCUGAAUGACACAGACAAACUGAAUCUCCGAUCACUCAUUGUCAAGACCAGGAACAGAUGCUUCUGGCAGGAACCCAAAUACCAGUCCCCUGGCUUUACCCUCGGUGAUGUCCUGAAGCCUGGAGAGCCUGGAAACACACCUUUAAGCCCAACUGUCAAGGAGUGUGACUUUGUGGACUACAGUGGGACAUUUGGUGACAAAAAAGAAAUGAACGCAGACGGAAACGUGGAGUCAAAGUUGGCUGAUUUCAACAUUACCGUGGGAGGGAAAUGGUCCACCAAACAGAAGCUGUCCCUUGGCAGCCUGAACAAAGAGAAGGUUGAUGUGAAGGACUUACACAACUACUCAAAAAACAGAGUUCUGGACAUGUCCCAUCCUGUGAUCAAGCAGACCCGUGUGAAUCCCAGAGCAGUGUUAGGCGUCUUGACGGAGAGGAUUAUGACGUCACUACCUUGUCCGGUCACAAACAAUGUCCGGAAGCGUGGCAAUGCAGGAGUCAACGUGAGCGCCUGUGUGUUCCUGAGCCGGAAGGCCUCUAUGAAGCAGAGCGGCAGUACUCAGACAGAUAGUGAUGUGUCACUGGGUAUUCCUGCAAAUACUGUCAUGGCCUACAGUCUGAUUGAACUCUACGUCAAAUGCAAUGGACAGUUUGAGCUGUGCCUCAUUUGCAACAAUGGGGGCUUUGAAAAGGUUUGGUCAAAGGAUGAGAUUGAAGGGGAUGGAAUUAUGGACCUGAGAGGCAACUUUGCUGCCAACAGCCCCCUAAAUCUGAACAAAGAACUGGAGAAACUGAGUGGUCAUUUCCAGCUGCUGUCAGCUCUGCCGGUUGCCAAACGCUCCUCUCUGCUCCAGCUCCUCAAGACAACCAUGGAGGACAGAGAGGCAGUCAGUGUGCUGGAGAGUGUGCUGGAUCAGAUGUGUGAUGGUGAGACUCCUGACCUGGGUGAUCUGGAAGAGUCUGAGAGGGAAACAGUCCAGGCCAUACUGGAUCUUGUAGACCAAUGUGUUGGGAAGGAUGAGGACGAGAUCAGAUCCUCACUUCUCAGUGCCGUCCACCUCAUUGUCAGUGCCAUGGACGGAAUGACAGAUGUGGGUCUGUCUGUGUUGGGAUCGUGUUGCAGUCCUCCAGUCUUACAGGCCCUGCAGAUCCUGGUGCAGCAUGUGGCAGCAGGGAGUGGGGAGACCCUCUCUCUGAGAGAUGCAGGUCUGGCUGUUCUGACUGAGGAGGAGGUGUAUCAGAGGACAGAGAGUCUCUUUGGUCACUCUAAAGUUACACUGAAGAGAGAGGAGGACACACUGAGGACAGAGAUGAAGGACCAGCCUGGAUACCUUCCUCUAGUCAUGAGUAUCGCUGUGAAAGGCCUGGCCUCUUUAGUGUAGUGUAGUGUAGUGUAGUGUAGUGUAGUGAGUGAGUGAGUGAGUGAGUGAGUGAGUGAGUGAAUG
Molecule: messenger RNA, 1964 nt
Organism: Salvelinus namaycush (lake trout)
Lineage: Eukaryota; Metazoa; Chordata; Actinopteri; Salmoniformes; Salmonidae
Product: gasdermin-E-like
Exons: 10
Coding region: 450-1901 (483 amino acids)
Biological process (GO): programmed cell death
Cellular component (GO): cytoplasm
Source: RefSeq, a predicted model, not a curated record